UGUUUCCUGAAUGUAACAGUCACAUAGCACACUAACGGUCUGUAACACACGUGGAAGUCUACAUGUGCUCAGUUGGGGCAGAAACCUCAAACAUGAGUGCCAAUAACAGCAGAAUAGACAAUAACACCCUGAUUAUACUUCAAACCAAAUGGACUAGUGACAUUAUUUCAGUCAUCUAUGUCUUUGUGACCCUGGUGAACCUCUGUGGGAAUGGCCUUUCCAUGUGGCUGCUGUUGUUCCGCACUUACCCAAAGACCCCUUCCAUCAUCUUCAUGAUCAAUCUCACCAUUACUGACCUGGCACUGGGCUUGGCACUCCCUUUCCAGAUCAUGUACCAAUUACAAGGCUACAACUGGACCCUGGGCUCAAGCAUGUGCAACAUACUAACAGUCACCUUCUUUGUUAACAUGUAUUGUUCCAUUUUGACAAUGACUGCUAUAAGCGUUGAACGCUACAUGGGCAUUGUGAAGCCAAUGCGCUUCAGACAGUUAAAUUUGAAGAUCAGAUAUGCAAUUAUUGCAUGCUUCGUGAUGUGGCUCAUAGUCCUAGUUGUUCUCAGCCCACUGGAGAAGACGGAUUUGACAUUCUACGUGCACGAGCUCAACAUCACCACCUGCUUUGACAUUCUAAAGAAGGACAUGCUUCCAUCGAUUGCACACUGGGCAGCCUUCCUGUUUGGCAUGUUUUUUGUUCUGUUCCUCUGUCCGUUUAUCAUAACUGUGUACUGUUACAUAAGGAUCAUAUGCGCUCUUGUCAAAAAUUCCAAUACCAGGCAGAAAGGGCGUGCUGUGCGCCUGGCUUUUAUUGUCAUGUUUGUGUUUAUUUUCUGCUUUGCACCCAACAACAUAUUACUCUUAGCCCACACAGUCACAAAGCUGUACUAUAACAAAUCUCUCUACAUGUACUACAAACUGUCCCUGUCACUUAGCUGCAUAAACAGCUGCCUGGAUCCAUUCAUCUAUUAUUUAGCUUCGAAGGAUUUCCGUCGAAAGAUGAGACAGAUGUUGAGACUUCAAAACCUCAGCAUGGUGGAUACGGAAAUGAGUGAAUGCCGCAGAGAAAGUUUCCAUUCAGCUCGUACUGGUUCUAUUGGGAAAGCAGAUGCAAGACACACAGAGAACUCUCGUAGUCGGGUCAAUUCAAACUUAUAGUUUGAAUAUGUUAUGAAUAGUUUUGUUUUGAAUACAACUUUGUGUGUUUUUGCUCAGUAUUCACUUUCUUAGAAUAUGAAGAGGAAGCCAGCAUACUCGUGAUAUUUCUAAAGAAAUCCCACAUUUGUACAGUAAUCCAUCCUUCCUCAUUGUUGACAGAUUUUUUUAACCAUGCUUUUACAGCUAAUAUUUAAACAUUGUGUUUUAUGUCUUGUUUUGUAGCAUAUGCAUAUUUUCUCACUCGUUCUCUGGGGCCAGUCUGUUAUGGAACUAACUAUAUUACAUUUAUUUGCCUGUUUUGUCCAUACAUUUGAAAGUAUUUUAAGUAUUUUAAGUACUUCUGCACAAUUCCAUUGAUAUAGUUUGAUUGACAUGCACUUUUACUGACCUUGUAGCGCUUACUAAAGCAUUCUAGCUAAAGUUGUUUACUUGCUUUAGUUCACUUUCUUUUAAAACUCAGUAUUUUAUGUCAACAAAUGUGUUUUUGGAUAACAUUACAUAUGGUUUUCUCUUUAACUCCAUGUGAUGAAAACUGUGGCCAUAAGAAUAAAU
This is a messenger RNA of Hemibagrus wyckioides, 1703 nucleotides long. It is a transcript of the gene p2ry8, whose product is annotated as P2Y receptor family member 8. Gene Ontology annotation, biological process: positive regulation of Rho protein signal transduction; phospholipase C-activating G protein-coupled receptor signaling pathway. Gene Ontology annotation, cellular component: membrane. Lineage: Eukaryota; Metazoa; Chordata; Actinopteri; Siluriformes; Bagridae. The transcript is spliced from 2 exons. The coding region runs from base 63 to 1151 and encodes 362 amino acids. Gene Ontology annotation, molecular function: G protein-coupled receptor activity. The record is from RefSeq and is a predicted model, not a curated record.